Closterium sp. Naga37s-1 is the source of this 3387-nucleotide messenger RNA. NCBI's taxonomy places the organism in Eukaryota, Viridiplantae, Streptophyta, Zygnematophyceae, Desmidiales, Closteriaceae. The record is from the annotation of a GenBank genome assembly.
AUGGUGCGCAGCCGCAACUACAACCAGCCAGGGCGGUACCGGGGCGUGCGGAAGCGGGGGGAGUUUCGUUACAUUGCAGAGAUUAAAGACACCACUAACGGGGUCCGCAGGUGGUUGGGCACGUUCCGUUCUGCAGAGGACGCUGCCAAGGCGUUUGAUGAAGCUGCUCUGAAAAUCCGAGGAGCAAAGGCGAAGCUUAACUUCCCAGGCCGGUAUCUUCAGAAAGGGGGAGGGGCAGUAGCACUGGGCUCGGAUCCUGCAGCGUCAUUGGGUGCAGCGACUAGGAUGGAAACAGCAGGAAUGGUAGCAGGGCAGGUGGGAGGAGAGACUGGCAUGGGAGUGCAACCGGAAUCAACAGACGACGCAGGUGCAAGAUCAGGGGCUAAGGAGCAGGCUUUAUCUGCACUGGAGGGGGGAGGAGAGGAGGAGGAGGAGGAGGAGGAGGAGGAGGAGGAGGAGGAGGAGGAGGAGGAGGAGGGGGGGGGAGGAGGAGGAGGAGGAGGUGGAGGAGCAGGGGUAGGAGUAGGAAAAGUAUUACUAGCAGCAGAAACGUCAGCAGGCAGUGAUAGCGGGAGCAAAGGAGGAGUGGACAUUCCUGAAAGAAGCUCCACCGUAAGCGUCCCUGAAGCUGCACUCACCAGCGGCGUUCAUAUCCAUGCCACUAUCCCCACUCACACCUCAGAAUGCAACCCAAUGUUUAUUGGUCCCACCCUGAAUUGCCACUCAGUCCUACCGGAGGAGAUGCCUAGUGCGAUGAUAAAUGGACUGGGAAUGUUGGGAUUGGACUCACUGGGAGCAGAUCUGGACGGCUUUGAGGAGUUGAAUUUUGAGGAGAUGGGAUUAGAGAUGGCAGAUGGUUUGGCAGAUGGUGAGGGGGAGUGGAGCUCUUUACUAGCAGAGCAAUUUGCUCAGCAGCUGGGGGCAAUUGACGAAACCGAUGGGGUUGGAGGGAGUGGGGUUGGUGUUGCAACAGGCAAGGAGGGAGUGGAAGAACGGGAGGUGCCUUCAGAGGAAGAAAUGGAGGAAGGCGGGGAACGGGCAAUGGAGGAAGGCGGAGCGAUGGAGGAGGAAGAGGGUGCGAUGGAGACAUGGACGGGAAUAGACGAGCGUUUGACGAUGGAAAUGGGGCCGCCUGUUCGAUACUUCCAGCUGCCCAGCGACAAGGAUUUCCCUCACGAAAGCAGUAAGCAAAUGCUGAAAACUGAAGGGAUGGAGAGACAGCAAGGAGGCUGGACAGUGUCUGAGGGUGAGAACAAUCCUGGUAACUACAUGAUGGCAAUGCAGCCAAGCCAACAGGCGGUGCCAUCUCAAGUAGGGAUGGAGGGGCAGGAAGGUGGCUGCACAACUUCUGAGGUUGAAAACGGCCGUGGUGGCUACAUAAUGGCAAUGCAGGCAAGCCACCAGGCGGUGCCGUUCCAAGCUGCCCAGACUGCCCAGACUGCACCAUCUGAUCCAUCAUCCUCCCAAUGGCACCAGCCAGGUCAACGGGGAGAAUGGGCCGAGCAAGGUCAAGCGGUCCGAGGGGCAGGUGUGGCGGUGGGUGUGGCAGCAGCAGGUCCAUCCGGCCAUCUAGGUGUGGAGCAGAUUCGUACUCCAGUAGAAACCUCAGCACUGGCAGCGGGGCAGCACGCAGUGACAGGGGAGGAAGCAUUGGAAAGGCAGCAAGCGUUGGCUAGGCCGCAAACAGCAGGGCUGCCAGUCCCAAGCGAGCCACAAGCCGUUUCAUGGGGUUUCAGUGUCGAGGUGUCCGGAGGAUUUAUGACGCCUGGCGAGGAUGCUUCCCUGCUAGAGGCGAAGCUAGAAGCAGUAGAGGAGAUGGAGGUACCCAGCAUGACAGCCGGUUCAGCUUUGAGACGUCUCAAAACUGGAUUUAUGGCGCCUGGAGAGAAUGGCUCCGUGCAAGAAGCAGUAGAGGAGAUGGAGGUACCCAGCAUGACAGCAGGUUCAGCUUCCACCAUGCCUACAAGCUGGCAUGCUGAGACAAUGCAGAGCUACUGUCAAGGGGUGCUGCAGCAUGGACGGCUGGAGGGGCAGCAGAGGUCGUUGUUGGAUGAUAAAAGGAUCCAGCUGCAGCAGCAGGAGCAGCAGCAGGAGCAGCAGCAGCAGCAGCAGGAGCAGCAGCAGCAGCAGCAGCAGCAGCAGCAGCAGGAGCAGCAGCAGCAGCAGCAGUUGGAGCAGCAGCAGCAGCAGCAGCAGCAGCAGCAGGAGCAGCAGCAGCAGCAGCAGAUGCAGCAUCAGCAGCAGCAGCAUCUGCAGCAGCAGCAGAUGCAGCAUCAGCAGCAGCAGCAGCAGCAGCAGCAGCAGCAGCAGCAGCAGCAGCAGCAGCAGCAGCAGCAGCAGCAGCAGCAGCAGCAGCAGCAGCAGCAGCAGCAGCAGCAGCAGCAGCAGCAGCAGCAGUCAAAGCAGGAGCAGUGGCGUUCAACUCAGCAGCAUCAAUUACAGUUGUUGCACCAGCAAGAUCAGCUGGAACUGCUGCAGCAGCAUCAGAAUCAGCUCCCUCGCUUCCAUCAUCAUCUGCCCUUCCACAGUCAGUCCACCCCCUCCACAACACCUGCUGCUCUCACCUCCUCCGCUCUGACCUCUACUUCCAGCACUGCUGUUGGCAUUGCUUCAGGGGCAACGGUUUGCACUCCUGUUGCCACCGCUGCUGGCACUGCUGGUGGUGUUGCGUCUGGUGCUGCUGCUGCAGUCUUGCACUCGCACCAUGUCCUUCUUUCCCCCGCCUCUCCACCCGCCGCCUUGCAUGGAUACAGCAACACAGAGACGUGCGGUAUUGAUGCCUUGGAGCAUGGUGCCUCCAAGGAAAUCAACGGCUACGAGACUGGUGGUGCUGGCAUUAGUGGUGGAGAUGUUGUAAUGCAGGAGAAUGCAACAGAGGGCUCCUCAUUGCCUGCAUACAAUGCUGCUGCUACUGCCCAGCCUAGUGCCGACCAGCCAAGCGGUGACCAGGCGAGUGCUGCUGACCAGCCGAGUGGUGACCAGGCGAGUGGUGACCAGCCGAGUGGUGACCAGCUGUGUUCUGCCCAGCAGCGUGUCAUGUCAGGCUCGAGCCUUCCUCUUCCUCACCCCUCAGCCAACCUGUUGCUCCUGAGGGACACGGAACGCUCUGCUCUUGCUGCCUGGGGCCUCAACUCCCCAUCAUCUCGCAUCCAGGGGACAGCCUGUCACAGCUUCAAGAAUUAUGUCGAUGCUGCCCCCUUUACAGAACAUUCAGGAGUCACCAGAGUAGGUCUGGAGGUUGGGGGACGAGCUACAGAUGCAGGCGGGUUACCGUAUAUAGGGAACUUUGAGAAUGAAGCAUCAACAACCCAUGGUGCUGAAACCUACACCGUUCAUGCGCUCGAGAUGUUCUUGAUGGAUCAUGGGGAGCAUAGGGAAUAUGAUUAG